Cavia porcellus (domestic guinea pig) is the source of this 5102-nucleotide messenger RNA. It is a transcript of the gene Swap70, whose product is annotated as switching B cell complex subunit SWAP70. NCBI's taxonomy places the organism in Eukaryota, Metazoa, Chordata, Mammalia, Rodentia, Caviidae. Bases 94 to 1851 code for a protein of 585 amino acids. Gene Ontology annotation, cellular component: cytoplasm; nucleus. The record is from RefSeq and is a predicted model, not a curated record. The transcript has 13 exons.
GGGCGCACCGCGGGGGCGCCCGAGCGGUGCCGAGGCGCUGAGGGCUGGCGGAGCAGGCGGGGCCGCCUCACGCAGUUGCGACCGCGCGCGACCAUGGGGGGCUUGAAGGACGAGCUGCUCAAGGCCAUCUGGCACGCCUUCACCGCGCUCGAUCUGGACCACAGCGGCAAGGUCUCCAAGUCCCAGCUCAAGGUCCUUUCCCAUAACCUGUGCACGGUGCUGAAGGUUCCUCACGACCCUGUGGCCCUUGAAGAGCACUUCAGGGAUGAUGACGAAGGGCCCGUCUCCAAUCAGGGCUACAUGCCAUAUUUAAACAAGUUCAUUCUGGAAAAGGUCCAAGACAACUUUGACAAGAUUGAAUUCAAUAGGAUGUGUUGGACCCUUUGUGUCAAAAAAAAUCUCACGAAGAGUCCUCUGCUCAUUGUAGAAGAAGAUGCAUUUAAAAUAUGGGUUAUUUUCAACUUUUUAUCUGAGGACAAGUACCCAUUAAUUAUUGUGCCGGAAGAGAUUGAAUACCUACUUAAGAAACUUACAGAAGUUAUGGGAGGAGGUUGGCAGAAAGAACAAUUUGAAGAUUAUAAAGUCAACUUUGAUGGUAGUAAAGAAGGCCUGUCCGCAUGGGAGCUCAUUGAGCUGAUUGGAAAUGGACAGUUUAGCAAGGGCAUGGACCGGCAGACAGUGUCCAUGGCAAUUAAUGAAGUCUUUAAUGAGCUUAUACUAGAUGUUUUAAAACAGGGUUACAUGAUGAAGAAAGGCCAUCGACGGAAAAACUGGACUGAACGCUGGUUUGUCCUAAAACCCAACCUGAUUUCGUACUAUGUGAGCGAGGAUCUGAACGAUAAGAAAGGGGACAUCGUCCUGGAUGAGAACUGCUGCGUGGAGUCCCUGCCUGACAAAGAUGGAAAGAAAUGCCUUUUUCUAAUAAAAUGUCUUGAUAAGACCUUUGAAAUUAGUGCUUCGGAUAAGAAGAAGAAACAAGAAUGGAUUCAGGCCAUUCAUUCUACCCUCCAUCUGUUGAAGCUGGGCAGUCCUCCACCGCACAAAGAAGCCCGCCAGCGGCGGAAAGAACUCCGGAGGAAGCUGCUGGCGGAGCAAGAGGAGCUGGAGCGGCAGAUGAAGGAGCUGCAGGCUGCCAAUGAAAACAAGCAGCAGGAGCUGGAGACCGUGAGGAAGAAACUGGAGGAAGCAGCAUCCCGUGCAGCUGAAGAGGAAAAGAAACGCCUACAGACUCAAGUGGAACUGCAGGCCAGGUUCAGCUCGGAGCUAGAGCGUGAGAAGCUGAUCAGACAGCAGAUGGAAGAGCAGGUUGCACAGAAGUCCUCUGAGCUGGAGCAGUACCUGCAGCGCGUGCGGGAACUGGAGGCCAUGUACCUGAAGCUGCAGGAAGCCCUGGAGGACGAGCGCCAGGCCCGGCAGGAUGAAGAGAUGGUGCGCAAGCUGCAGGCCAGGCUGCUGGAGGAAGAGUCUUCUAAGAGGGCGGAGCUGGAGAAGUGGCACCUGGUGCAGCAGCAGGCCAUCGCCAGCACGGAGGCGGAGAAGCAGGAGCUGGAGCACGAGCGCACUGAGAAGGAGCGGGCGCUGCAGGAGGCCAUGGCGCAGCUGGCGCAGCUCGAGCUUGAGCGGAAGCAGGCACUGGAGCAGUAUGAGGGAGUUAAGAAGAAGCUGGAGAUGGCAGCUAGCAUGACGAAGAGCUGGAAGGACAAAGUGGCCCAUCAUGAGGGAUUGAUUAGAUUGAUAGAACCAGGUUCCAAGAGCCCUCACCUCAUCACUAACUGGGGCCCCGCGGCCUUCACCCAGGCAGAGCUGGAGGAGAGAGAGAAGAACUGGAAAGGGAAGAAGACCACGGAGUGAGCCAGCCAGUCUGUCCCAUUGUCCACAGUGUAGAUGCGAGUGUGGCCAGAGCUUUCCGCUGAUGACCAAGGAACUGGCUUUGCUGCUUCGAACUCUGCUCCCCUCCGCCUCCCUGGGGCUGUGGCCCUGAGGAGGCCUUGUUUACCUGCCAACCAAGGGUUUCCCUGAGAAGAACGACGACAGUGUCGCCUGGCACUUCCUGUCCUCUUCCUAUGUAUGAUUCCUUGGGCUCUGAAGAUUCCCUGUAGCUCAGCUUCUCUCCAGAGUGAGGCCGAGUUGCUGCUGGGCCGGUCAGCAGCCCUGUGACCUGGGCCCUCCCAGCCGCUCCUUUCCUCCUCUGACGACAUGGCGGCCUGUCCGUGUCCCCAUCCCCUCCUGCACCCACUGUGUGGUGCGGAAGGCCUUUGGGUGGGCGUGCUGGGGGAAGUCCUGGAGUUCCUCUUUCCCCUUCGUCUGCUGGCCGUCUGCUCACGGCCGUCUGCAUAUUUCUUGCCCCAGCUGUCAUGCACUUGGCGUGUGGUCCUGGUUUCCGUCCCCUCCUCUCAAAGAAGACAUCCCAUGGCCCAAACUCAGCCUGACUCUCUCAGGUCUUCUCUUAGUGAGAAUGCGCUCCCGGGCUGUGCCACGUGGUGAGAGGACGGUGUUUAGUAGUAGGAAGAAGCCAGAUUGAAAUAAAAGUUGUUUGGAUAAUUUCUAAAGCAGCUUCUCUGCUCGAGGGCAGUGGGACACUGACGUGUGUGGAGGUUGUCACUGUACCCUAGGUGGAGGAGCCAGCACUCAACAGUGCGGCAGUGUUUCUGCUUUCCCUGGGGUGCCGGGGAAGAAAGACCCAGUAAAAACAAGCAUCCAGGGAAAUUGGAAUCAGGGUUUCUGUGCAUCUGGUUUGAAAGAAGUAUUGGGGUAGUUCUCAUGUAUCUUUGGAUUGAAGUAAUAUGAAAUGAAGCCUUCCAAUGCCAGUUACGCGUAUGCAGCAGUAACUUCAUGGACAGCAGUGAUGCUUAAAGUUGUACAGAAAUACGGGGUGAUUCCAGGGUUACACAAAAGGCAGAAUUCAGCAGACAGGCGCCAGUCCUGUCCGUAAGUCCUGACACAGGGUGGGAGCCUCGCAGGAAAGCGGUGAGCUACGCGUCUACACUGUCUGGUGUUAGAGAUUUUAGGGUAGGUAUUUAUUUACAUGGGAGGAAACUGGAAUGUAAUUCCAUAAAUCUUCAGCUUUAUGACUGGAAAUUAUUUGCCAGUGAAAUAGUCUUUAGAAAUGUGUCUUAAGGUUUUUACUUGUUAAAUGUUUGAUGUUCUCAUAGUUGCUGUUGUAAAGUUUAGAUUUUUAUCUGAAAUAUCUUUUAUCAUGUAUCUUUCAGAUUUAACAGUGAAUUUGGGGUGUUGGUUUCUGACCAGCCAUUUAUCAGUAUUAUUUUAUUCAGUAGCUGGCAGAUCUGUUAGACCAGCUGAGGAUGAAACUUCUUUGUCAAACCAGGGCACUUCUUGGUCCUUCGGAAGGAGGAGGAAAACAUGGGAAGAAGCCAGCAAUGUCUUGUGGAAGCAAGUUGGCGGGAGGUCAAGGGUAUGGAAGGCUUCCCUGUCCACAGGGUGCACCCUGCAGUGUGUCCCUUGGGACCCCCCUCCCCCUCCCCCUCCCCCCUCCCCCUCCUCCACUCCCCCCCCCCCUCGGCUGACAGCCUGGCCUCCCUGCCGCCUGCUUGACCGCCAUGCCUGUGGCCAUCAGAGCGGUCUGUUAAGUGCUUGGUAGCUCUGGUUUUACAGCCUGGCUUCAGUGACACCAUCUCCAGGGGGCAAAAUGUUUUCAAAAACAGAUGGAAAAGACAGCACAGAAAUGAUCUGUGGUGAGAUGACAUUUUGAUACUAACUGGAUUCCUCAAAAUAUUUAAAAUGGUGUCGUUGUCAGAGUACAGUACUUGUAGACCUCUGGUCCCUUUUGUACUUACUGUACAGCAAAUUUUAGGAGUGUCUGAAUGUUGUCACGAUCAGACCCCUUUUCCCAGUAACUCAAGAUAGGAUCGGAUCCCCAUAAUUCCGCCAGGAAUUAUGCUUGAAAAGUUCAAAAAUGUGUUUUUGUGAUUUGCUAGAUUGAGGGACCAAAAUAUAAUUUUCAAACAUUCUCAUCUAAACAUUGUAUAAUACGAUAUGCUUAACUUUAAGUUUUUGCUAAUUUUCUAAGACAUUAAAAUACUUUGUAUUUUUUUUUAAGUAAACUAGACCCAGUAAGAAAAUUAUAAACAUCAGAACAUCGUAUAUUUUAAACUGUUGGCUUAAUAAAACAGUGGGGUGAAACCUUGUGUGCGUGUGCUUUCCAUGUGGAACAGGCCAGGCUCUGGGUUACUUCCUGAGGGCGUGAGGUGCAGUGGGGACUCGGACCCCGGGAUGUGAUCUUGGCCUCUGGUCGGUCUGGCGUCUGAUUCAUUGCAGGGGAAGCUGCGACUGAUUGUCACUUCAACAAACAGGAACUUUCCAAGAAGAUUUCUCCUCAUUGCUGCUGCUACCUCCAAAUCCUCUUACCUGCGCUUUCCAGAGCCACGCGUUGGGCGGUGACGGCCACAGGCUGUUCCUGCAGCAAUGGACGCGCGAAUGGAUCACGGCAGUGAGCUCUGGGACGGGGUGAAUCUGGUUUAUCUAUCAAGCAGCCAGGCCGUGGCGUUGUUACAGCCCAACCGCAGAGCUGGGGUUUAAGGCAGAGCAGGCUGACCUGGCGUCAGUGGAGCCCGGCUGGAGGGGACAGAGAGCCAGCCUGAGCACAGGCCAGGAACUCUGGGUACUGUCUGGGGGUUUUGUUUUUGUUUUUAUUUGUUUUGAGACAGUGUGUUGGUUUUAAACUCAGGACCCUCCUGCCUCUUCCUCCCAGGUAUCAAGGUUGUGGUGCCCUCUCAAUAGGGCGGCAAGGAGUUCCUUCGGCUACUUUCCAAAGUCUCUCUGUGACCAGCUUGUGCGGCGUGGCAUGUAGGAGCCCGCUUGACAAAACCCCUGCCCCUGGGUGGGACCCUGCUGGUGGAUCUGGCCGCACCACUGCCAGCAGCGAGAAGAGAACGCAUGGAUCGCACGCAGGGCUGCUGUGCCCCGGGCGCCCUGCUUGUUCCAACCGGCAAAUGCUGAGUGCACUGCAGGGCAGGGCGGCGGGCACAGUCGCCCAAGUGGGGCAAGGGUCAGGGAGCAGAGCCUUCGGGUUGGGUGGCAGCGCGUUCCCCAGGUGUACUGAAAGCACCAGUCUUUCAGGGAAUAAAGGACAUCGUUUUAUUUUC